CCCUCAGCCAGCCGGGAAGGCAGCACUGGGACGCGAAGCUACAGGGAGCUCGAGCCUACCAACCACUAGCUUCCCACCUCCAACACAACGAACUCGAACCACCCACGACGACCGGCGGCAACUCACCGCUGCGACUCUUGCAUUUGACGAACACAAAUAAAUUGCCGAGCUUCCAGAUUCAAUAUCUGUUCAGUCUUGCCCGCACACACACCCCAGCAACCAUGGAUCACCGCCCGCAAGCUUGGGGCCGUCCCAGAGACGACGUCUACGGCGCCUACGAUGCCUCCUACCUCCAGACCAGCGGCCCCAAGACGGCGACACAAUCGCCCGUUGUAACGGGCACCUCAGUCAUCGCCAUCAAGUUCAGAGAUGGCGUUGUCAUGGCUGCCGAUAACCUGGCCUCCUACGGCUCCCUAGCGCGCUUCACCGACGUCAAGCGCCUCCGCCCCUUCCUCUCGACCUCGGUCGUCGGCUUCGGCGGCGACGUCUCCGACAUGCAGUUCCUCGACCGCCACCUGACUGAGCUGGCCAUCGACGAGAGCUACGAGCACGAGCACUCCGAGAAUCCCGCAAAGUCCCAGCUCAACGCCGCGAACCUGCACAAGUAUCUCUCCAAGCUCAUGUACCGGCGGCGCAAUGACUUUGACCCGCUCUGGAACCAAAUCCUCGUCGCCGGCUUUGAUAGCUCCUCGAAACCCUUCCUUGCGAGCGUUGACCUGCGCGGCACGACCUUCACCUCCCCCUCGCUGGCGUCAGGUUUCGGCGCGAUGCUGGCGCAGCCUAUCAUGCGGCGGUACGCGGCCACCGAGGAGGACGCGGCGCGGCUGAGCCGCGAGGAGGCGGUCAACGUGGUCAAGGAGUGCAUGAAAGUGCUCUUUUACCGCGACGCGCGGUCGCUGGAUCGGUACAGUAUCGCGGUGGUAACCAAGGACGGCGUAGAGUUGAGCGAGGACGAGCAGCUGGAGAAGCAGAGCUGGGCGUUUGCCGAGCGGAUUCGCGGGUAUGGUACGCAGACUGUCUAGAUGGUAGAUUGGUUGGCUUCCAAGUUAUCCAUGAACGGGGUAGACGAGCAAUUCAUCAUGCAGAGCUGCUCUGAUCCGGGGCAAGCACGCACGUGUUCUGAACUGCUCGGUAGGACUGCAACAAGCCCGUCGUAACUGUGAGAAUGCCCCUACAUGAAGGCCGGCUCUUGGAGCAUUACAGAGGUUGAGGAUCCGCGUGUCCAUAACAAGUAUAUUGCUGCGAAAGAUGGCUUUCCUGACCAUCUCCUUUCCUGUCACCCUAUCGCUACCGCUAUUCAUUAUCCCAAAUGAACCAACCCUGUUACCACUAAACCCAAU
Parathielavia appendiculata is the source of this 1340-nucleotide messenger RNA. Its product is annotated as proteasome endopeptidase complex, beta subunit. The record is from RefSeq and is a predicted model, not a curated record. NCBI's taxonomy places the organism in Eukaryota, Fungi, Ascomycota, Sordariomycetes, Sordariales, Chaetomiaceae. Gene Ontology annotation, cellular component: proteasome core complex. The transcript has 3 exons. The coding region runs from base 222 to 1022 and encodes 266 amino acids.